AUGGGCGACCCCAAAUCCGACGAUAUAAAAAAAUUAAAAAAAGAUUGGAAAACAAAAUACAUUGAACGGAUUCAAAGUCCAUCAUGUUAUAAACAGACUAAACCUUCCUUACCUACUUCUAAAAAUCCUAAAUUAUGGAAAAAAUAUCGAAUAGACCUUUCCGAAUAUUUGGAGCAUUCCAUGUGUUUAGAACCUAUUUAUUCUGAACUAUCCCUUAUCGAUAUUUUAAUAUCGGAAAAUCCCGGUUAUGAUGACAAAGCCAUAAUCAAUGAAUAUGCAAAAACAGUGGUAGACGGUAAAAAUACACCUAAAAACAAGCUUUCUAGGGGAAUUGACACGAAUCCGUUUACCUACUACAAAAAU
This is a messenger RNA of Dentiscutata erythropus, 363 nucleotides long. The record is from the annotation of a GenBank genome assembly. Lineage: Eukaryota; Fungi; Glomeromycota; Glomeromycetes; Diversisporales; Gigasporaceae.